Messenger RNA from Chrysoperla carnea, 316 nucleotides. RefSeq names its product vasotab-like. The record is from RefSeq and is a predicted model, not a curated record. The transcript is spliced from 2 exons. Gene Ontology annotation, molecular function: protein binding. Bases 70 to 279 code for a protein of 69 amino acids. Lineage: Eukaryota; Metazoa; Arthropoda; Insecta; Neuroptera; Chrysopidae.
GGAAAAAAAUUCAGUUAAAGUAAGUAACACCUACUAAAGAAAUUUAGCAACUCAACUCAAAUUAUAACAAUGCGUUUCUUAAAACAAUUAUUAGUUUUCGUUCUAAUUGCUAUGGCAAUGGAAUCAGUUUGGGGUAGUGUAUGUCCAACAUAUUGUCCACAAAACUAUUCACCAGUUUGUGGAAGAAAUAAAGCUGGUCAAACCAAAAAAUUCUCAAAUAAAUGUGAAUUAAAUGUGGCUAAUUGCAAAGCAAAUACUAAUGAAUGGCGUCUUUGUUAAGAUAAUUUACUGCAUUUUAUGCCAAAUUUUUAAGUUU